AUGGAAGAUGGGCAAGAGAAGGAACAAUCUCAGCAACCAAUCCCUUUACUGACCCCAUAUAAGCUGGGCAAUUUUCAGCUAUUUCAUAGAAUUGUUUUGGCACCAAUGGCAAGGCAAAGAAGUUAUGGCAAUUUACCACAACCACAUGCAGUAUUAUAUUACUCUCAGAGAACCUCCAGAGGUGGUCUUAUCAUAACUGAAGCCGCAGGAGUUUCUGACACAUCGCUCAUAGGGAUUCCAUUUUCACCUGGCAUAUGGACAAAGGAACAAGUUGAGGCUUGGAAACCCAUAGUAGAUGCAGUUCAUGCAAAAGGCGGUAUUAUCUUUUGCCAAAUUUUUCAUGUGGGAAGGGUUUCUAGUUCUGACUCUCAGCCCAAUGGACAAGCUCCAAUCUCGUCGACAGACAAACCAUUAACUCCCGAAGGUUUUGAUGCCCCAAAAUAUUCACCCCCAAGACGUUUAAAGACAGAAGAAAUUCCUGGGAUUGUCAACGAUUUCCGGCUUGCUGCUAUUAAUGCCAUUGAAGCAGGAAAGCGACAAUUGGAGAAAGAGAAAGGAAGCCGGUUCAUUUCCCUAACUACAUGUGUUGUGUUAAAAUUUGCAGGUUUUGAUGGGGUAGAGAUCCAUGGUGCUCAUGGUUUUCUAAUAGACCAGUUCUUGAAAGACCAAAUCAAUGAUCGAACAGACGAAUAUGGAGGUUCCUUGGAGAACCGUUGCAGAUUUGCUUUAGAAAUAGUUGAAGCUGUUUCAGAUGCAAUAGGAUCUCAUAGAGUCGGAUUAAGGCUUUCCCCUUUUGCAAAUUACAAUGAAGCGGGCGAUUCAAAUGCAAAAGCUCUAGGCCUUUAUAUGGCGGAAGCCUUGAACAAGCACAAAAUUCUUUAUUGCCACAUGGUUGAGCCGAGGAUGAAAACUCUUGGAGAAAAAUCGGAAACUGCAGAUAGUCUUAUGCCGAUGAGAAAGGCAUUCAACGGUACUUUCAUUGCUGCUGGCGGUUAUAAUAGGGAAGAUGGCGACAGAGCUGUGGCCGAAAAUCAGGCUGAUCUUGUUGCAUAUGGACGCUUGUUCUUGGCCAAUCCAGAUUUGCCCAGAAGAUUCGAGUUAAAUGCUUCUCUGAACAAGUACCAUAGAGACACUUUCUAUACAUCUGAUCCUGUUGUUGGCUACACUGACUAUCCAUUUCUUGAAACCAAUGAUUGAUUAACCUCUGAAUGCAAUAAUCCUCAGUGUCUUGCUUGUUGAUCUUAUAUCCCUUUUGCUGGAAACUGGAAAUUAUAGGACAUUAUGUAUAAUGUCAAUUCAAUGUAUCGGUCCAAUGUUUGUAUGAUGCAGAGAAUUGUUUGGAAUCUUUGAUUAUGA
Molecule: messenger RNA, 1356 nt
Organism: Coffea eugenioides
Lineage: Eukaryota; Viridiplantae; Streptophyta; Magnoliopsida; Gentianales; Rubiaceae
Product: putative 12-oxophytodienoate reductase 11
Exons: 5
Coding region: 1-1197 (398 amino acids)
Molecular function (GO): FMN binding; oxidoreductase activity
Source: RefSeq, a predicted model, not a curated record